Babesia bigemina is the source of this 1692-nucleotide messenger RNA. Its product is annotated as Phospholipase DDHD1. The transcript is spliced from 5 exons. Gene Ontology annotation, cellular component: cytoplasm. Lineage: Eukaryota; Apicomplexa; Aconoidasida; Piroplasmida; Babesiidae. Gene Ontology annotation, molecular function: metal ion binding; glycerophospholipase activity. Bases 1 to 1692 code for a protein of 563 amino acids. The record is from RefSeq and is a predicted model, not a curated record.
AUGUCGGGUCGGGAUUCGUCGAAACUCUCGGGGAAUCCCGACGGCAAGGGAAACGUUGUGGAGGAGCAGGAGCGCCAGUACGAGCGUUUGCGUGACAAGCUGCACCUCAGCAACCAUGACAGCGCAUCCGAGGUUGACUUCAUCAUCUUCAUGCUGCACGGCAUCGGGUCGAACUCGAACGUGCUGGGCGCCGACUAUCGCAUGAUCAAGUACUCGCUGAGCAGCAUCAAGCGCCACUGGUUUUACCAUGACAAGCUGCGGACGCAUGUGCACCUGCUGGACUGGAAGAAGCACAUCAUCGACGCCCAGAGCAUGUUGUUCGACCACACGUACAUCACAACGGCGAAGGAAACGCGUAAAAUGAUCACGAGCCACAUCCUGGACAUCGGCUUCUACCUUAACCCUCGUUACUGCGACUUUCUGUUGGAGAACAUCGUGGCUGAGUUGGACGGCGAGAUUUCACGGUUACGCCACCACCCGUCCGGCAAGUUCCGCAACUCUAAGAUCGCCAUCGUGGGAUAUUCGCUGGGGUCGCUGAUUUUGCACGAGAUCCUAUGUGGCAACCCCGGCCGCGCGUCGAACCUCAGGCCCGAGGACCGGCCGAAGCUCCGGAGCAAGGUGGACUACAUGUUCUGCGUCGGGAGCCCGCUUUCGUGCUUCAUGAUCUUCCAGUCGCCGCAGUACAUGGCCACUGGGAUGUGCCUGCCCGAGGGCGUCGAGGCCUACAACAUCUUCCACCCCUACGACCCUGUGGCAUACCGGUGGGAGCGGCUGAUAUACCGCGACGUCAAGGAGCUUCCUGAGCCCGAGAUUCUGCCGUACUGGCAGAACAACGGCUUCAAGAACUGGUACGGCUGGGAGCGCAGCGUGCAGCAGGCCAAGACCAUGAUCGUGGACAACAUCAGCGACGUGGCCUCCACCAUCGGCCGCAGCAUUUUCGGCUGGUGGGGAAGCAGCAAGAGCAACAGCGUGCUGGCCAACAACGUGGCUAAUCCCGAUAAAAGGUCUGCGGCGCUGAGCAGCUUCAAACUAAAGCUGAAGGAGAGGACUACCCCGGAUAACACCGAUUUGACCACGGGGAUCAUAAAUCCAACGACUUCAGCCGUAGAUGCGGCUGCGGAGCCUCGUGCGGAAGAGCGCACUGAGCACCCCUCGGAGCAGGAUCAGUGGUCCGAUGACGCGGAGGGCGGCGACGCCGUCAACGGCCUGUUCGAUGAGGAGAGGCUAGCCGCGCAGUCAGCGAAAGCUCUGCACGACAUGAACAAGCAGGCCGGUGGGCACCUCCGCCGCCGCUACGAUUUCCAGCUGCAGGAGGACAUCACCGAGCACUUGCUGAGCCCGCUGGGCAUCAUCCAGUCGCACACGAACUACUGGUCGUCCAAGGAUCUGAUGUUCUUCAUCCUGAAGAAGCUGAAAAAAGGACAUGCUCGCGUAUCCAUAACCACUUAUUUCAAGUCGAUACGCUUGCGGGCCAAGUGGCUGGCGGACUGCGCUGCAAACGACGAGUUGAAGGCCAAAUUCCUGGCGCUGUCGGAGGAAGCAAGCGCCUGUGCAGAUCGCGUUGCUGCUGAGGACAACAAGGCCCGCCUCGAAGCCGCCGCCACGUUCAGCUCGACCUGGUCGAACUUCAUGAAGUGGUCCGAAGAGUACUGCGAAGACGCAGAGCACGUUUGUAGUGACCCCAUAGACUGA